Peronospora matthiolae is the source of this 1377-nucleotide messenger RNA. NCBI's taxonomy places the organism in Eukaryota, Oomycota, Peronosporomycetes, Peronosporales, Peronosporaceae. The record is from the annotation of a GenBank genome assembly.
AUGCGUCACAACAAGCAGUCGAAGCCCUUUAAAGUACUUCUUGCAUCCCCCUCUCCCACUGGGAGCUCUACGACUAACUGGGAGAAGGCAAAAAGAAAGCAUAACAACAGAAAACAGCAGCAGAAAAGUGGGAGCCGAGCGACGUCCUCAAGCUCGAAGAAGGUCAAAAGCUCUCGCAACGAAUGGCAAAGCCCGCGUGACUCGGGUACACCGGGCACCACUCGUAAGGAGAUGUUGAUGGAUAUAAAGCUCAAGUUGUUUGCUGAACGAGUGGCGCUGUCUCCGGACGAGAAGCAGCUGCGCGCCACGGUGUUUGAAGAUGUGCGCGACCUCAUUUCGUCGACUUUUCAGGACGCAACCGUGCAGCUCUACGGCUCAUCAAGUACGGGACUUGACACAUUCCGGAGUGAUCUGGAUAUAACAGUGGGCAAUAUCUCGCUGUCUUCGUCGCAGCCGCUGCCAUCAAUAACUGUGGUCGAUGAACUUGGGGAAGAGCUGGAAGACCAACAAAACGCGAGCAAUAACGAGACUGACGUGUCUGAUCCUGUGCUGGUCGAACAGGAGCAGUCUUCGUUCUCGCUGAAUUUGGCGCUGCCCAUUGGCUCUACCUCAGUCGAUAGUGCAGAUAUCACUCGUCGUGUUCAGCCCACGGCGGCUUCACACUGGAAUCCAACGCUUCGAAGGCGCAAGAUCCGUGUCCUCCGGGCUCUGCAGUUGAUGUUGAAUGCACGGAGACCUCACUUUCGAGUGAAGUGCCUGCACAAGGCCAAGAUCCCCAUCCUCAUGGUCUUGGACACGAAAACCAAGUUGGCGAUCGACAUUGGCGUCAAUAAUGAAAUGUUUGAGGCCAGCGAGCAUGGGCGCUCGACAUCUCUUGCAAGGAGGCUGCAGGCCACGCUGGGUGCACGCUUUACAAUCAUGGUCAUGUUCUUGAAGGAGUUUUUGCACCAGUUUGAGCUCGAUAAACCAUUUACAGGCGGAAUCGGCAGCUUCCGGCUGUACAUGAUGGUAGCAUUCAUCUUUCAGCAAUGCAAGCCAAAGCACGACAACGAACCGCAACCGCCGGUGUCGUCUCUGUUGCUGGCGUUCUUUGAGCUGUACGGCAACAAGAAGCUGCCGGGGUUUCUACGCGAAAAUACGCAAUUGCCGCUCGCUUUAGGGGAUAGAGGGUAUAUGGACUUCGGUGGUGUUUUUCGCAUCGAUGACUGUGUGGAGACGUUUGCCAUGGCAUUCGACAUUUUGAGCUCUACGGGAACCCUAGGAUCCAUUAUAUACGAAGAGCGUAUUGAUAAAGAUCGCAAGAAGUGCUCGAAAAAUAUGAACGGACGCUCCAUCGCUGCCACGCCAAGCCGUGAUCAUAGAAAAGUGCGCUCUUAG